UUCUACCGCCCCCGCAGUAGGAAAGGGAGCGGGAGUGGGGGGGAAGGAAAGUGCUGUUGUAUGGAAAGGGGCGGAAGGAGGCGGAGGAAAAAAGAAAAAGGGAACAGAAACAUGGCCGUCAGCUGUCGGGGCAGCAGUGCAGCGCGUAGCUCCUAGGCAACCCGCUGCCCGCACGGCAGGCCUCCGGUGAGCCGAGGCGCCAGCGCGAGCUCGCGCUCCCGGCCGUUACCCCUCGCUGCAGGAGGCGCCCCUGGAGACCCAGCCCGGGAGCCGGCGCAGGCGCAGACCAGGCGGCGGUGGCCGCGGGAGCCAGUCCCCCGCCCUGCUCUGCCGAGAGAGACCAGGCCCGAAGCCGGCGCUUUCAUGCCCCAGGAAGGGGCUGUGCUCGGGUGGCGCUGAAGGAAGAUCGGGCAGCAGGAAACCUAGUAGCAGCCAUGAUAGAAAACAAAGGGCCAAGAGUGGUGGACUACUUUGUUGUGGCAGGUCUCACUGAUACAUCUACUCUUCUGGAUCAAGAAGUAAAUCGUUUAGAUACUAAGUCAACUGGACCUAAAGCUCCAAUUACAGACAUUGCAGUUAUUAACAAAUCAGCUGGGGAAACAGUACCUGAAGGUUACACCUGUGUUGAAGCCACUCCAUCAGGUCUCCAGGCAAACUUGAACUACGGAAGUCUGAAAAGUCCAGAACUGUUUCUCUGUUACAAGAGAGGGAGAGAGAAACCACCCCUUACUGACAUUGGAGUUUUAUAUGAUGGGAAAGAAAGGCUUAUUCCAGGAUGUGAAGUGAUCCAAGCCACACCCUAUGGUCGCUGUGCCAAUGUCAACAAUAGUUCAACUACUUCACAAAGAAUCUUUAUCACUUACCGAAGGGCUCCUUUAAUUCGGCCCCAGAAUUCUUUGGCUGUAACUGACAUCUGUGUUAUUGUAACCAGUAAGGGAGAAACCCCUCCCCAUACUUUCUGCAAAGUUGAUAAAAACUUAAAUUGUGGAAUGUGGGGUUCCAGUGUGUUUCUGUGUUAUAAGAAGUCUGUGCCUGCUUCUAAUGCUAUAGCAUAUAAAGCUGGUUUAAUUUUUAGAUAUCCAGAAGAGGACUAUGAGUCAUUUCCACUCUCAGAAUGUGUCCCUCUCUUCUGCCUUCCGAUGGGAGCUACUAUUGAAUGUUGGGAUCCCCAAAGCAAAUACCCACUUCCAGUUUUCUCAACUUUUGUUCUCACAGGUUCUUCUGCUGAAAAGGUAUAUGGAGCUGCAAUCCAGUUUUACGAGCCUUACUCUCGAGAACUUCUGACAGAAAAACAGCUUAUGCACCUGGGCCUGUUGACACCUGUGGAGAGAAAAAUGGUCUCUAAAUCCAUCAAUUCGAACAAAUGCAUUUGUUUACUCUCGCACUGGCCUUUUUUUGAAGCUUUUAGAAAAUUUCUCAUGUUUAUCUACAAACUUUCUGUGUCUGGACCACAUCCUCUUCCCAUUGAGAAGCACAUUUCACAUUUUAUGCAAAACAUCCCUUUUCCUUCACCUCAAAGACCGAGAAUCCUGGUACAGCUAUCAGUCCAUGAUGCAUUAAUAUUAUCACAACCAGUUUCUACACCUUUACCACUAAGUGGAGCUAACUUUAGCACCUUGUUAAUGAAUCUGGGUCCUGAGAACUGUGCAACACUCCUGCUCUUUGUUUUACUUGAGAGUAAGAUUUUGCUGCAUUCUCUGAGGCCAGCUGUGUUGACUGGAGUAGCUGAAGCUGUUGUAGCCAUGAUCUUCCCAUUUCAGUGGCAAUGCCCGUAUAUUCCCCUUUGUCCUCUUUUACUGGCGGCAGUGCUCAGUGCACCUUUACCAUUUAUAGUUGGAGUUGACUCGAGGUAUUUUGAUCUUCAUGACCCACCACCAGAUGUUGUUUGCAUUGACUUGGAUACAAACAUGUUAUAUCUAUCAGAUGAAAAGAAGAACAUGAACUGGAAGCAGCUUCCCAAAAAGCCAUGCAAAAAUCUGAUUAGCACCUUGAAGAAAUUGUAUCCCCAACUAUUCUCAGUUCACCGAAAAACUCAAGAAGGUUCAGCAAUUGAGAUGACUCCAAUUGAAGCAGAUUUCUCUUGGCAAAAGAAGAUGACACAACUUGAGAUGGAAAUUCAAGAGGCAUUUUUGCGCUUUAUGGCAUCGAUUUUAAAGGGCUACAGAACAUAUCUCAGACCAAUCACAGAGGCUCCUUCAAAUAAAGCUACAGCUGCUGAUUCAUUGUUUGACCGACAGGGAUUUUUAAAAAGUCGAGAUCGUGCCUAUACAAAAUUCUACACCCUUUUAUCCAAAACACAGAUUUUUAUUCGUUUCAUUGAAGAAUGUAGUUUUGUAAGUGAUAAAGAUACUGGAUUGGCUUUUUUUGAUGACUGCAUAGAAAAGUUGUUUCCUGAUAAAGGCACAGAGAAAACAGAUAAGGUUGACGUUGAUUCAGCAGAAGAUACCAAAUUGAUAGAGCUAGAUGAUUCACAGAAAAGUGAGCACACUGUAUUCAUAAUGCCACCCGAGCCACCUCCUGAUGACGGAAAGGACCUGUCACCCAAGUACAGUUACAAAUACUUUCCAAGACUGGACCUUAAGCUUUUUGACAGACCACAGGAGUUGAAACUUUGUUUUAGUAGACACCCUACUGGCAGUAGCAUUACAAACAGUCCAGCUCUCAUGGCUAAGAGAACUAAACAGGAGAUAAAAACAGCUCAUAAGUUGGCGAGGAGAUGUUACACAAAUCCACCACAGUGGGCCAAGUGUCUCUUCAGUCACUGUUACAGUUUAUGGUUUAUUUGUCUCCCAGCCUAUGUUAGAGUUUCUCAUCCUAAGGUCAGAGCACUUCAGCAGGCAUAUGAUGUGCUUAUUAAGAUGAGGAAAACAGAUGUGGAUCCUCUAGAUGAGGUGUGCUAUCGAGUAGUGAUGCAACUUUGCGGACUUUGGGGUCAUCCUGUUUUAGCAGUGAGAGUUUUAUUUGAAAUGAAAACUGCUAAAAUAAAGCCAAAUGCUAUUACUUAUGGCUAUUAUAAUAAGGUAGUUUUGGAGAGCCCGUGGCCUAGCAGUACCCGCAGUGGUAUCUUCUUGUGGACGAAGGUACGGAAUGUGGUACGUGGCUUGGCACAGUUUAGGCAGCCGCUUAAAAAUACCGUGCAAAAGUCACAGGUCUCCUCAAUAUCAGCUCCCCAGAAUGCCACAGGUGGAAGUGAUGGGGACACGGUGAGCCACGGUAGCGUGGAUAGUUCUAAUGAUGCUAACAGUGGGGAGCACACAGUCUUCGUCAGAGAUUUAAUCAGGCUUGAUUCCACUGACAAUCAGUCUAGCACAGGUGGUCAGUCUGACCAAGGCUAUGGGUCUAAGGAUGAACUUUUAAAGGACGAUGCAGAAAUUCAUGUGCCUGAAGAACAAAUGUCAGGAGACUUAAUAACUAAAACAGAAGAGGUGUGCAAUGUCUCUGCUGUUGUGGCCAGACAUUCUCAGCCUAGUGCAGAGCCCCAGAGUCCUGCUGAACCUCCUGCGUGGGGCGGCAGUAUUGUGAAAGUUCCAUCUGGUAUAUUUGAUAUCAACGGCAGAAAAAGUAGCACUGGUAGUACAUCAAGUGUAUUAUUUUCUAGUCAAGAUCCAGUUGAAGAUGCUGUCUUUGGUGAAGUUAUUAAUCUCAAGAAGAAUGGUGACAGAGGAGAAAAAAGACAAAAGCAUUUUCCAGAGAGAAGCUGUAGUUUUAGUUCUGAAAGUCGAGCAGGAAUGUUACUUAAGAAGAGUAGUUUGGAUUUGAAUUCAAGUGAAGUGGCUAUCAUGAUGGGAGCAGACGCCAAGAUUCUCACAGCACUGACAAGUCCUAAGGCUUCUCCACUCCAUAAUGCAAGAGCCCACAGCUUUGGGAGUAUUAGCUGCCAUCCCGCUGACGCUAGGACUCGCGCAUCUGAAAGCACUUGGGAUUCGGAGCACCGACUGUCGGUGUUAGAAAUGCUUGAGGAGAGCCAAGAGUUGAUCGAGCCUGGGGUUGAUGAACAUGUAGCUAAAGCUGCUAUGACAAAGGACACAUGUGACAGUCUACAAAAUGAUAGUAAUCAGUCCAGAGACUCGAAAGCAGGAUCCAGAGAUCUAGCAAAUAAGAGAAAUAGCUUGUAUGGUGUUGCUAAAGCUGUUGAGAGGGAAGAUGUUGAAACUGGACUAGAUCCUUUGUCUCUUUUAGCCACUGAAUGUAUAGGAGAAAAAACUGAUUCAGAAGAGAAGCUGUUUUCUCCAGUUAUUGCACGUAAUCUGGCUGAUGAAAUUGAAAGCUAUAUGAAUCUAAAGAGUCCCUUAGGUAGCAAGUCUACUAGUAUGGAACUACAUGGAGAGGGAAGCAGAGAGUCUGGUGCUACCAGUACAUUUAUUCACUCUUUAGAGAGGAGAUCAAGCCUACCUUUAGAUCAUGGUCCACCAGCACAGGAGAGUCCUGAAAGUGAAAAGGGCUCCCCUGCAGUGUCCAGGUCUAAAACUUCUACGGGGCGUCUCAAGCAACAGACUCCCUCCAGAAGUCCUAAGGAACGUUCAACUUCUUUAUCAGCACUGGUCCGUUCUUCACCACACGGCUCAUUGGGUUCUGUGGUAAAUUCUUUGUCAGGGCUAAAGCUGGACAAUAUCCUCUCAGGACCCAAGAUAGAUGUGCUAAAAUCUGGUAUGAAACAAGCAGCAACAGUAGCCAGUAAGAUGUGGGUGGCUGUAGCGUCUGCCUACAACUACUCAGAUGAUGAGGAGGAAACGAAUAGAGAUUACAGUUUCCCAGCUGGCCUUGAAGACCAUAUUUUGGGAGAGAAUAUAUCACCUAAUACGAGUAUCUCAGGGUUGGUCCCCAGUGAACUUACCCAGAGCAACACAAGCCUCGGCAGUAGUAGCAGCAGUGGAGAUAUAGGAAAACUGCAUUACUCACCAGGUGAACUUCCAUUUCCAAGAGGCAUAAAAGGGCAGGAAUUUGAAAAGUCAGAUCAUGGUUCUUCUCCAAACACCAGCAUGUCCAGCAUCUAUCAGAAUUGUGCAAUGGAGGUUUUGAUGUCAAGUUGUUCACAGUGCAGAGUUUGUGCAGCUUUGGUUUAUGAUGAAGAAAUUAUGGCUGGAUGGACGGCAGAUGAUUCAAAUUUGAAUACAGCCUGUCCCUUCUGUAAAAGCAACUUCUUGCCUCUUCUCAAUAUAGAAUUUAAAGACUUGAGAGGCUCUGCAAGCUUUUUCUUGAAACCAAGUACCUCUGGUGACAGUUUACAAAGUGGCAGCAUUCCAUUGGCAAGUGAACCUUUGGAGCACAAACCCAUAUCCAGUUCAGCAGAACCUGACCUGAUCAACUUUACGGAUUUGCCAAAACAUAACCAGACCAUUACUGAAGAAACAAGCUCUGCAGUUGAAUCAAGUGAUGAAAUAAUGAAAGCCAGCGGAGAUGUCCAAACUAUGAAAAUUUCACCUGUGCCUAAUAGUUUAUCAAAACGAAAUGUGUCUUUGACUAGAAGUCACAGUGUUGGAGGUCCCUUGCAAAAUAUGGACUUUUCCCAGCGACCGUUUCAUGGCAUUUCAACAGUUAGUCUUCCAAACAGUCUGCAGGAAGUUGUGGAUCCUUUAGGAAAAAGACCCAACCCUCCCCCUGUUUCUGUGCCUUACUUGAGUCCUCUAGUGCUUCGCAAAGAACUUGAAUCUUUGCUAGAAAAUGAAGGCGAUCAGGUGAUUCACACGUCCUCAUUCAUCAAUCAACAUCCAAUCAUUUUCUGGAACCUCGUUUGGUAUUUCAGGCGUUUGGAUCUUCCUAGUAACUUGCCAGGACUUAUCCUCACUUCUGAACAUUGUAAUGGAGGCGUACAGCUUCCCCUGUCAUCUCUGUCCCAGGAUAGCAAACUUGUUUAUAUUCAGCUGUUAUGGGAUAAUAUCAACCUUCAUCAGGAACCAGGAGAACCUCUGUAUGUCGCAUGGAGAAAUUUUAAUUCUGAAAAGAAAUCAUCUCUCCUGUCAGAGGAACAACAAGCAACAAGCACUUUAGUAGAAAUCAUCAGGCAGAGUAUUCAACAUAAUGAUGUUCUUAAACCCAUCAACCUACUUGCACAACAAAUGAAGGGAGAUGUGAAAAGACAAAGGAGUUUAUACAGAGAAAUCCUCUUCUUAUCAUUAGUAUCUCUUGGAAGAGAGAAUAUUGAUAUUGAGGCUUUUGACAAUGAGUAUGGACUUGCAUACAACAGUCUGUCUCCAGAUAUUCUUGAAAAGUUGCAGAAAAUUGAUGCUCCACCAAGUAUCAGUGUGGAAUGGUGCAGGAAGUGUUUUGGAACGCCUCUCAUUUAAAUAUAACAGAUUAGGGCAACAAUUGUCUAGAUUUUUGACACAGUGCUGGGGGAAUAGACUCAAUCUGGAGACAUUCAAGGUUUUUUCAUAAUACAAAUUGGCGAAAACAGAAAUGAACUUAGUCUUGGGACAGUAUUUAUGAUGAAAUCAUACUGAAUCAUCUCAGUGUAAAAAUGCCAUUAAAAUGCCCCAAGGUUUAUUGAAGAUUUACAAUUUCUGAGCUGUUUAUAUCUGCUGAAAAUUGGUAUUACCUUUUUCAGUAUUUCUAGUAGUUUGAUAAUGGAAAACCACUCUUGGCAUUUUGUUUGUUUGAAGCUGUUGUUUGGGGGAGCGGCAAAUUAACGUAAACUUGCCUAACCCCCAAACAAAUGAAAUCUCGAUUAUAACAGCAACUGUUUGUGUAUUGUGUAUAUAUGUGUGGCUGUGUAGGUAUCUAUUCAGCCAUAUUGUAUUUAUUAAAAUUCUUAAAUUGCAUGUUGCAAUAGUUUUUUGAAAGGGGUUUCCAACUAUUAAAAUGACUACUACUAAACUCAUAUGUAGUCAUUUAAGUUCAAAAUUACCUGAAAGUCUGAUGAAAACUGCCAUGCCUUUGACUUCAAAAUUAAUAUAUUAUUUUUACCCUUCAUGCUAUAUAUUAGCUCCCUUAACGGGUUAUAUUUCAAAUAUCCAGUUCCUUCAUCCUCUUCCCAGUACCAUGUUAAUUUGCAACAGCUUUAAAAUGGAAUAAAUGAGCCAAAUAGUUUAAAUGAAAUUAGAUCAGCAUCAUAAUUUACAAAAUUAAAAUUCUUGUGUAUGUCUUUGGGUCUGAAAUUGUUCAGGCACAUAAAUUGUUGCUAUUGUUCACUUUUAAAAACCUGUGGAAUAACUUGCACUGCAGAAUUCUAUUCUUGUAUAUUUAGAUUGUAUGCUUAUUUGUGCAUUUGUAAAUAUGGUUUUUUAGGAUGAAUCAAUUAAGUCUUAAAACAUUAAAGCUUAUUAAGCUUGUUGCUUGUAGGUUUAAGAAAAUCAUGACCUCACAUGCCUCACUGACAUUCAUGCCUUUCAUUAAACCAUCCCUUAAGGAUAGUAAAUUUGUCUUCCUUACCUUUGCAUGCAUGGUUUGAAAAACCAGUGAUUGUGUGUGCUUCCUUUUCUAGUAAUUAUGCAGAUGACUGAAUCACAGUUGAUAACUAUUUCCAGAUGGUACAGUUAACAUCAUACAGUUACUAUACCAAUCUUCCAAGAUUUCAGGGUUAUUAAGACCUAUGCAGAAUCCUUGUUUCAAUUUAUGGUUAAAGUGCUGAGUGAAAGAACUUUAGAAUUCUCAUUGCCUUAAAAAUGAUCUUUUGCACUGUCUCAGAGUAUAUUAUUUUUUGCAACUUAAAACUUGGUACUAGUUUUAAUACUUUUAACACUGCCCCAUGGAAUUACCUUGCAUAUAAAAAAAAUUGAGGUUGAAUAAAGUGAAAACUUCACAAGUUUGCUGUUCUCGUCUCUUACAUUUUUAAGGCUCCUGAAAUGUGCACAAUAAUUCAAGUUCUUGUGGUCUUCAGAAUUCCAGUAUUGUCUGUUUUCCCACUUUAGUUAAAAUUAUUGAAAACCACAGAAAAUUACUUAACAAAACACUUCCCACUAAAAAUUACUGAUGAUGUAUUCCUAAAUCUUACACAUUUAGGAAUAUUAUGAAUUUUACAGGAACUAUUAAUCUAAAAAACAUUCAUUGUAAAGCUUAGCCUAUUUAGAAAUAAGACUGAUUUGUAUUAAAGUUGCUUAAAGGCCUUUUCUAGCACCUACCACUGGGCAAUAGAAAUUUAUAGCAAAAACAAAGACAAAACAUCAAAUCAUUGAGACUUAAAUCUAAUUAACUUCUGAAAACCCAUCUUUCAAAAUAUGCCAGGUUAGCAUUUCCUUACUCUGGUUUUAGAUUAACUGCAUCAGCUGCAUUUUAUACAUUGAUUAUAGCAACCUGCAUUUUGCAAUGUUAAAGUUUUAAAUCUACCAGAUUUCAUGAGCUAGAAUGGUUGAGGCCCACCUCAUUUAUCCACGUUAGGGGACUGUACUCCUUGAAAUCAGGGUUGUUCUCAUGUUUUAUGCAUUAGAAUCAAACAGCUACUGGGUUAGAAUUCUGGAUUUAUACUAGACCUGCCUGCCUUUUGGCCUGUUACCCUUUAAGACUCUAACUUCUCUGUCAAUUGCCAAUUGAAGUUUUGUAACUCUUAAGAGUUAAGGGUCCUAUACAGCAGAAAUUAACAACACUGUAAAUCACCUCACUCCAAUUUAAAAAAGACCUGUGGAUCCCCUCUAUGAAUCUUGCCCCAAACUACCCAAUCAUCAUCCACUUUUUAGCCAGAUCCUUGGGUAAUUCUUCUGCACACUCUUAACUGAAGCACUUCUUCAGUCUCUAUCUACAUGCCAAAGCCACUUUGAAAAUUUUACUCACCUGUGUAAAUAUGUAAUUUCCGAAAAGAAGUACCUUUUAAAACCUAACGUACCUUCUUUCAAGACCCUCUCGUUUGUUAAGGGUUUGAAUAAAGGUUCUAACUGCAGUAACUAUAGAAAGCAGACAUGGUACAUACAGAAAAAAAAAUCACUUUUGGGAAUUCCCUGGUGGUCCAGUGGUUAGGAGUAUGCUCUGAAUGCCACAGGUCUGGGUUCAAUCCCUAAUCAGGGAGCUAAGAUCCUACAUCCCAUAAACCACACAGUACAAGGUAUACUUUCUGUGCACAUCCUUCAUAGAUGCAAUAGUGUCUAAAAACAGGUACAGUCAAGUCCCUUGGAGAGUGUGAAAUGUAAUAAAAAUGUAAAUUCACCUGAGUUGAAAAGGUUUCUGUUAAUGUAUUAAAUCUGCACUGUUUUUAAAAGCUUUGUAAAAACUUAUGCUAAAAAUGGUAUCCAUUAACUGUGUUUGUCACAAGUUACUCUUUUUACAUAUGACAAUGUCCAUCUUCACAAAGGCACUUUUCAUAUAUCGUGUAGAAACUACAUUCCUUAAAAUAAAGGCUGUCAAAGAUUAA
This is a messenger RNA of Bubalus bubalis (water buffalo), 9277 nucleotides long. RefSeq names its product DENN domain containing 4C (gene DENND4C). The transcript has 33 exons. Bases 435 to 6284 code for a protein of 1949 amino acids. Gene Ontology annotation, molecular function: protein binding. Gene Ontology annotation, cellular component: cytoplasmic vesicle. Gene Ontology annotation, biological process: regulation of Rab protein signal transduction. NCBI's taxonomy places the organism in Eukaryota, Metazoa, Chordata, Mammalia, Artiodactyla, Bovidae. The record is from RefSeq and is a predicted model, not a curated record.